GGCCUUCCACACUCCUGAGGAAGUUUCGUUUUCUCUGCUGUUUCCGACCGCACGCUGUGCUGACUGCCCGCUGCAGCCCGAGGGACAGGACAAGACAGGGUAGGACCGGGUAGGACCGGGUAGGACCGGGAAGGACAGGGUAGGACCGGGUAGGACCGGGAAGGACAGGGUAGGACCGGGAAGGAUAGGGUAGGACCGGGUAGGACAGGGUAGGACCGGGUGUAGACCUCGUUAGCACUUUAGGAUACAGACUAAAAUGUCCACGAUCAAACAGCUUUCCUUGACUUACGAUCCGAUUAAUAGCAGUAACACUUUCACAAAUGGCGAUGUUAUUAAUGGCCAAGUCAUUUUGGAAGUGAAUAAAGAAGUUACGAUCGAUGCCCUUUAUAUAAAGUGCAAAGGGGAUGCAAAAGUCAGUUGGAGCGAGCGGCGCAAUGAUACACAUUACCAUUACAGCGCGAGUGAGAGAUACUUUAAACUCAAACAGUACUUUAUUCAGGACCCCGCCAAGAAAGGAACAGAUGAUCCCGGGGUUGUAUUAACAAGUGGCGAGCUCUACGGCAAUGUGGUUAAACCCGGAAGGCAUGUUUACCCAUUUUGCUUUCAGCUGCCCCAUGGAAAUUUUCCACCAUCGUUUACUGGACAUCAUGGCUCAGUAAAGUACAUUCUUGAAGUCACACUGGACCGUUCAUGGAAAAUGGACCGCACUGAAAAAAAAGAAAUCACCUUUUCUCCAAAGCUUACUGGAAUAAAUUUAAUGAGCCCACAGACUGGCUGUGUUGACAAAAAGAUGAAUAUUUUCUCCUCUGGAAGCACCUCAGUGAAAUCAACAGUUGAUAAAAUGGGUUAUAUGAAAGGUGAGGUCAUCAAGGUUUCCAAUGACGUUAAUAACUCGUCAUCCCGUGAUCUCAAGCUGAAGUACAGUCUGGAGCAAAAACAGUCCUAUUUUGCACAGGGUCGCUCCAAGCGUUCCUGCCGUAAUAUUUUCAAAAUUGUUGGGGAUCCUAUCCCAUCUGGAGUCAGGCAAACAGUCAACACAGACCUGACGCUUCCAGAUAAUCUGGACAUGAGCAUUACAAACUGCAACAUUAUGAAAGUGGAUUAUGUAUUUAAGGUCUAUUUGGAUGUGCCCUAUGGUAGUGACCCAGAGAUCAAAUUCCCAUUGAUCAUUCUCCCUGCAGCCAUGAUGGUUGCUCCACAGCAAAACCAACCAGCUUUUCAGCCUAAUAGGAACCCAAGUGGACCAGGUUAUAAUCAAGUAUGGAAUCAACCUCCACCGCAGCCUGCAUUUGGGCCCAGUCCCCCAGGUGCUACCUUUGGAGCAGCUCCAGGGUUUUACCCCGGUCCAUACCCUUCACCUAUGUGUCCAGAAGCAGCUCCUCCAUCCUAUGAAGCCCUCUAUCCAAAUGCAUCAGCCCCAGGAUUCAAUCCAGCUCCAUCAGCUCCACCCUUUAAUCCACAGUGUGCUCCUAUGGGUUAUCCAAAUCCACCUGUCCCUCAACAACAUCCAGUACCGAGUGCCCCACAGUUCUAUCCAGGGCCUGCUGGCCCAGGCUAUGAUCCAGCAGGAGCCCCUCCAGGAUACUGGCCAAAUCCGACCACCCAACCAGAAUCUUAUCCAACUAAAUCCCCUGAGAAACAUGAAUAAUCUGAAAGUUUGAUGACAAGAAGUUGAGAUAUGGAUGACAUUGUGGUGCAAGGGAAUGGGAGGGUUGCUGGAAUUUUAUGCAGCAUAUAUGCAAUGUGUGCAUAUUAUAUUGUGCACCUAUAUUCUAAUAUUAUUAUUAUUAUUAUUAUUACACUAUAUUUAUAUCUCUAAAUUACUACUACUAAUACACUAAUAAUAUACAGUGGAUAUAAAGUCUACACACCCCUUUUAAAAUGAUCGUUUUUUCUGAUGUAAAAAAAAUGAG
Messenger RNA from Neoarius graeffei (lesser salmon catfish), 1913 nucleotides. RefSeq names its product arrestin domain-containing protein 3-like. The coding region runs from base 257 to 1648 and encodes 463 amino acids. Gene Ontology annotation, cellular component: plasma membrane; cytoplasm. Gene Ontology annotation, biological process: protein transport. Lineage: Eukaryota; Metazoa; Chordata; Actinopteri; Siluriformes; Ariidae. The record is from RefSeq and is a predicted model, not a curated record. The transcript is spliced from 7 exons.